Molecule: messenger RNA, 7379 nt
Organism: Brassica rapa (field mustard)
Lineage: Eukaryota; Viridiplantae; Streptophyta; Magnoliopsida; Brassicales; Brassicaceae
Product: transcription factor bHLH96
Biological process (GO): regulation of transcription by RNA polymerase II
Molecular function (GO): protein dimerization activity; DNA-binding transcription factor activity, RNA polymerase II-specific; RNA polymerase II cis-regulatory region sequence-specific DNA binding
Source: RefSeq, a predicted model, not a curated record
UUCUUGUAUCUUUUCUCUCUUUCCUUUCUUCUUCAAUUUUGCUGAGAUUUUAGAGAAAAGUUUUCUAUUAAUUUAUUUUUAUUGUAGAGGUAUAAUAUUACAAGUUUAAUUUCCCUAGUGUGUCUUUACCUUUUGCCUUGUCUCCCUCACGAGACAAAAAGAGAAAGACAAACACUUUCUGUCUUUCUUUUCUUCCUCUCUCUCUCUUGCUCCGACCCCUUUCAAAAUUUGUAGCUAAUUAUGGCCUUAGAGGCUGUUGUUUACCCACAAGAUCCAUUCUCCUACAUAUCUUACAAAGAUUAUCAGUUUCACGACUUAUACUUUCAACAAGAAGAAGAUCGAGAUCCACUAGAAACCAAGAACAACGUUAAGCUAGGGCAAGAACAAAGACAAGGGUUUGAGAGUAUUUAUUAUAACGGCAACAGCGGAGAUAACAAUGAUGAUUAUAACUACAACGAUCACAAGGAUCUUCAAAGGCCACGGGACGACCUUCCUUAUGGAUCUAUCGUCGAUACGGAGAACCAGCCUCCAACGUCUGUUUUAGCGACGGGAGAAGGGAGGAGAAAGAGGAGGAGGACGAAGAGUAGCAAGAACAAGGAAGAGAUCGAGAACCAAAGGAUGACUCACAUCGCCGUCGAGAGAAACCGUCGGAAACAAAUGAACGAGUACCUCGCCGUUCUCCGUUCUCUCAUGCCACCUUCUUAUGCUCAAAGGGGAGAUCAAGCGUCAGUAGUAGGCGGAGCCAUUAACUACUUAAAGGAGCUUGAGCAUCAUUUACAAUCAAUGGAUCCUACGGUAAGCACCCCUGCCACAAAACAGGCUGGUGACGGCGCCGGUGACCAGAUGAACACGAUUGCCGCCAGCUCAUCUGGACCGUUCUCAGAUUUCUUCGCAUUUCCUCAAUACUCGAGAAGGCCUUCCUCGUCGUCUGUGGCUGAGGGAACGGCGGAGAUAGAGGUGACGAUGGUGGAGAGCCAUGCGAAUGUGAAGAUACUUGCGAAGAAGAGACCAAAACAGCUUCUUAAACUGGUGGCAUCGAUUCAGAGCCUAAGGCUUACUGUUCUUCAUCUCAAUGUUACCACUCGUGACGACUCCGUCCUCUAUUCCAUCAGUUUAAAGGGACCAGAAAGAUGACAUAUGCCUAUACAUGUGUGUAUGUGUGUACAUGUGUACUUGUGGAAGUUUUGGUGGUCACAGUGACAGAGCUGUGGAUGCACUGUGCACGGCAGAACGAAAUGACGCCACUAGUUUCCGGACACAUUCAUAAGCCUCUUCCUCGAAAUAUAUACAUUUUCUUUUAUUAUUUUUUCACUUUACCUUUUUUAACUGUAUCAACUCUUUUCAUGUAAUUUAUACUUGAAGUUUACUUUAAUUCUUUCUAAUUGAAAAUGGGUUGAUUCAGGUUGAAGAAGGGAGCCAAUUGAAUACAGUGGAAGAUAUUGCAGCAGCUGUGAAUCAAAUCCUAAGGAGGAUCGAAGAAGAUUCAUCCUUUAGCUAAUAUAGUUGAACUUUAGUAUGACACAUUUAGAGGAACUCUAAGUUUUCAUGUGUUAUCUUUUACUCGUUUCAUAUUAAAAUAAAAUAAAAAUAAGUAACUUUUCAUUGGUCUUUCCAUAUUUACUGCUUCACUUUUUCAUGAAUGAUGAUGCUUCAUUUGUCCUUUCCUUUAUAGCCUCUAUUCAGUCCAUCACUAAAAUUUAGCAUUUGCUUACCAAAACAUGGCGAGUGUGUAUAAUUGUAAUGGCAAGAUGGUAAGCGACUGAUUAGGAAUUCUGUCUCGACUAAGCAGCAGGAGUUUUCGAAAAUUAGAUCUUAUAUAGUCUACUUACACUACAAAAAAAUGAGUUAUUUCAAACAGCUAAAUUCGUUAGUUAUUUGUCUGGAAAGUCUUUUUCGACGGAUUUUCAACUGAUUUAGCAGUAAGCGUAAAUUCUUGAAGUUUUUUUCACAAACAAAUACCCAUCAAAUUUUUUUGACGGAAUUCUGAUUGUUUUCUGGUUAAUUCAUUUAAAUUUCAUCAAAAAUUUAUGACAAUUUUUUCACAAACAAAUAACUGUCGUAAAUUUAUGACGAAAUUUGAUUUUUUAGAUUAUCCAUUAGCAACAAAAUCGGCCAGAAAUUCCAUAGAAAACAAGGUGUUUUCUAUGUAGUGAUUUAUACAUUAUGUAUAGGCGAGUGUCUCGAUAGUAUGAUAAUAUCAAUGAAUCAAAAACUGAUUGAUAUAAAGGUGUGAUGUUUCUUGAAAUAACUUAAGUACAAAUAUAAAAUUCUUUGUUAGAAAUUGUUCUAGGUGAGUAGCAAAGAAUUUGAAGUAUUUGAAGGGCUACUUUUACAUUAUAAAAUCAAAACAAUAUAUCUGGAAUAUGAGAUAGUCACACUGCGGCCACGCGCGAUUCAAGGACCUUGCUAAAUGGUAUGAGAAGACAGUCGAAAAAUUGUAAAAUAUUCUAUAGGUUAAUAAUGAUCUUGCGUAAAAUAAAUUGAAAAAAAAUUGAUAAUGUUCUUGCGUAAAAUAAGAUAGUUCAAGUGUUUUUCUUUUGUUUUUAUUUACAUUUUGUCCUUAAUAAAUUUAUAAAUAGAAAACAGAAGAUUUACGAUCAUUUAACAUGUUUACCCAAAAAAAAGAGAUUUACGAUCAUGUCAUAUGAUAAUGCUGUUAUUCACUUAUCCUUGACUCUCUUUUUUCUUUUUGUCACGGUUAUUCUUGACUCUCUUUCACCCUUAUCAUGAUAAUGAUCCUGUUAUAUUUUGGUCGAACAGUUUAUUUGUAACAAGACGAUGAUGAUUGUCGUAUCAUGAAGACUUGUUAAUGAUCCUGUUAUAUUUUGGUCGAACAGUUUAUUCUUGACUCUCUUUCACCCUUAACAUGGAUGUACAAAAUUAGCAGUACGUGGGAUUCAUGGAACAAGACGAUGAUGAUUGUCGUAUCAUGAAGACCUAUCAAAGAUCUCUCGAAUCUAUGUUUUUCACUUUCUGAUUUAAAAAGCAAAAGCCAGAAAAAGUUAAAAAGUAAAAGUCUACUGAUGUGAUUACACAAAGUUAAAACUUAUUCCCUCUACAUAUAGCUGACUGUUCUGUUUUAGCAUCUUUUUCAUGAUUGGGAUUUUGAAUUACACGAACUUUUCUUUAACUUUGCCUUGGAGUAAAUAUUUGUUUGGAUGUGACUGAGAUUGAUAUAUUUUCACACCGUUCAUCAAUAUGAUCUAAAUGGUAAAAGACUUUCAGAUAAUCAGAUUGAUGAUUGAUCUGAAGCUGCAUAAUCUCCAACUUUUUUCUAUCAUCAAAGCUUCUAUUCUUUUAAAAAAAACAUCAAAGCUUCUAUUACCAUCAAAAUUUUAAUUUACAAGGAAAAUGAUGGUUAUUGGUUAACAUUUGCAAUUCGCAAGAAAAAGACGGGUGAAUGAGAGGCCCAAUUCGUUAAUUCAAUUCAAAUCCACUUGGACUAUAAUUUGAUCUUUGCCCAUACGGUAAACAGCUAAGGCCCCUUCAUUGCGAUACCAAUUGCCACUUCUGAAUUUGCGAUACCAAUUGCCACUUCUGAAUUGGUCUGUGGUCCAUUUCAAAAUACGUGUAAAUAUUCAAUACAAAACCAAUACAAAAUAAAUAUAAAAACAUGAAGACUCGAAUGGGAUAUUAAAUAACCGGGGCUUCUAGCUUUAGUGGUAAAAAGUUUACAGCUGUGAGUAUCACCACCUGGGUUCAAAUCCCGGCCACUGGGGAAUUAACAUUUCGGUUUCGCCAAAGACAGAUGAUUGAUACGUGGCAACACAUGACUAGUUUGGAUCACUUCUGUGAGGCCAGAAUAUCUCUGUAUAAUUCAAAAAAAAAUGGAUUAUUAAAUUUAUAUUUCCCGUAAUAAUUAAUUUUAAAAAAUGCGUUAUAUGGUCCAUGGAAUGCAUCAACAAUAAUAUUGGUCGGAGAACAUGUUUAUUUUAUUUUGUUGAUUACAUUCUUUGUUGCCAAAUGAUUUAGUGUGUAUAUAGGGGUGGGUACUGAUAAACUAAAAUUAAAUCUUAUCUAGUGUCAAGUUAAUAGUGAUUGUUGUAGUACUUUAGAUUCAAAUUAAGAGGACUAGUUCACACUUAUUCUUGUUGGAUCAAUAUUUAGUUAAGAUAUGAUGGGGUUUUGAAUUGAAAGUAACGUAAGGAACAAGUAACACGAACUGGUGGAGAUUUCAGAUUAAAGAAAAGUCGACCUAGGGUGAUUAAUUCAAGUCACUUUAAUCGUAAACCAAACAACUAUUCAGGUUCAACUCAGACCAAGAUUAGAACUCAGAACUCACGGUUAGAAGAGCACACUGUCGUGUAGUUGUUCCUUUCACCGAUCUAAAUCAUCGCCUAAGAUAUCGCUUGGUCUGAGAUCUGAUGGCGAACCUUAGUGUAUAAGUCCAAUCUGUUCACAUAAACACCCUAACAACUACUUUUGUGUGGCUUGGGAUGUUAUGCUCACUUAUACUAGAUCUAGCAAUUUAUGUCACUUUUGAUACAUAAGUUUAACCCAAGAUCAAAUACUAGGUGAUCAGAUUAGCACAAGCAUUAAUUAGUAAAGUAUAAAUGAAGACUAUUAAAGCAUAAAAGUAUUUGUGUUUGGCUUAAGUUCUAGCCCUAUAACACCCUAGAUCAACUAGCCGUCUACUAAACCAUAACACAAGAGACCAAAGACAUUGAUUUUGAAUAAUACCGCAUGUAAAUAAAGCAGAAAUAAAGAGGAUUCAAGGAUAAUCUUCUCUAGGUGAGAGAGAUGGAGCCGUCUACCAAUCACCCAUACAUUCACAUCUGAUAAUCACUCGCCGCCAACUACGCCGUUUCAUCUUCGUCCCAGGGCAAGACCCUCUAUACAACACUGGUGGUCUUACUCCUUUUGAGCUCAGUUCAUUUCCCAUUGUCUUUUUCAGACGAGAUUGUAGUAGCUCAAACGCUGAUCGAUGCUUCUUCUGUUGAUCCUUGAGGGCUGAGGAUGUCAAACUGUGUAGUGGUCUCGGCUCGUUUUUGUGUGAGCUUUCUUUGUUAUCCAAGUAAUACUCCAAAUAUUUUGGCUACUCAGGUCAACACAUUCCUAUGUUACUCUCUAAUAGACAUCAAAUUAUUACAGGAAGCUUUACUACAUUAACAAAAACUAUUAUAAUGUUGAACCAUGUGAUGUUAUCAUCUUAGUCUAAAACAAGACAUGAACUGAGAAGUUCUGUAACAAGCAAGAACUAAAAUGAUCUUACUAUUAUAAAAGCACCAGUGGGUUAUUAAUAUUAUAAAGACAUGAGCUGUUAGCCUGCAAAGUUUCUUCUCUUGAAGUUGGACUUGACUCAUUCUACUAGAAACAUCAUCAGUAACCACAUGGCAUAUCACAUGAUCCUCAUCUCAGUCACAUAUAUCUUCAUGGCUAAUAAGUGUAAAUGAAUGUGUAUUCAUAUAUUGAUGAAAAAAGAUGUGUAAACGUGAGGACAAAUAUUGGUCUACAAAAUUAAAACUAGUGGCACAGCAGUCAAACUAGAUCACGUGAUUUGAUCCCAAAGGUAACUUAGAACAAUUAUAUAACGACAAGAGUUUCAAUGUCGCUUACUUUUUGUAACUCAAACAUAGCUUGCUACCCAAAAAAUCUCAGUUCAGUCUCAGGAACAGAAGAGCCUAAGAGCUCCAAGAAAAGAGAUUUCACAAUGAAGAGAUUCCAUACAUUGGUUUCGAUUUCAGCAGCGCUGAUUUUGUUACUUGUAGCACUGUCUAGCAGCAAGAAUACUGUAGACGGUCGUCAGAUGGCGGCAGCUUCCAUGGACUUUGCUUCUAGUGAGGCUAUGAGAGAGUUGCAGAUGAACGAGGAGUCUCUAAGAGGUGAAAAAAAUAGCUUCCGAAGAAUCCCAAGGAGUGGCUCCAGCCCUAUAAAUAACAAGAAGGGUCCAGUAACAUAUGUAGGAGCAAGUAUAAAAAAGCAGAUCGCAUCAAGAGAACCAUAGUAAAUAAAAACAAAAUUUCUCAUGAAUCUUUAUAAUUUUUGUUUGUAGCAUAGAGUAAAUCACAAGGCAGUUAAAAAACGAUGUUAUUUCCUUUCGCUUUUACAGUUUUACUCCAGUUUCGAAUAUACGUUUGAAUUAAAAUCUUGUAACGAGGAGACGAAGGCACUGACCACCCAUGAACCCGACUCCAUCGGCUUGCCCUGGCUCAAAAACGUCGCCACCCAAUGGGAGUUCAUAAAACAUUUGUUUUCUCAGAUCAACACAAGAGUUCUAUAUUGAUAAAUGAAUUUAUGAGAUUGAUAAAGUUCAAAUGAUUGCAGAAAGCUCCUCAACUCUAACACAAUAGAUUGUCAUUUUUAGUUUAAAAAUCAUAUGAUUUUAUGCAUGAACUAUGAAAUUCAUCAAGAAGCAAAACUCUAGAGCUACAAUGAGCUCAACAUAGACAAGACAGAAGAACUAGCAAGCGGCUGGUACAGACAACGAAGAAAACUAACUUAGCAAUUUUAUUUGGUCUUGUGCACUGCAUAACUAGACCGGCAAGAUAUUCUUUUUCACCUUUUAAUUAUCUAUUCAAAGCUUGUAACUAAAAUACAAAGAAAAACAAAGCAGUUGAUGACUAUUAUAAAGACAUGAGCUGUUAAUCAGUGAAGGCUAAUCAUCAGUGAAUGAAUGUGUUUGCAUGUGUGUAUGCGAGGACUAAUCUGAAAUCAUUAGAUUAAAGAAGAUAUCCUCACUAUCUGAAAUACAAGUGUAGAAGAAUAAACAUUAUUGGCACAACAGUCAAACUAGAUCACGUGAUUAGAUCCCAAAAAGUCUCUUAGAACAAUAAUACAAUCUACAAAGCAACAAGAGUUUCAAUCUCUCUCUCUCUCUCUCUUUUUUCUUUUUAACUCAAACAUAGUUAGCUAACCAAAAGUUUCCUCAGCUGCAGCCUCAGAAACAGAACAACCUAAAAUCUCCAAGAUAAAAACAUAUCAAAAAGGAGUAUUCACGAUGAAGAUGUUCCAUACAUCGGUGUCAACUUCAACAGCUCUGAUUCUGCUACUUGUAGCUUUGUGUAGCACCAAGAAUAGUGUAGAGGGUCAGCAGAUGGCGCCAGCUUCCAUGGCUAUAGCUUCUGGUAAAGCUGUGAGAGAUUUGCAGAUAAACAAGGAGACAAAAGAAGAGUCUCCAAGAGUUGAAAAAAUAGCUUCCGGAGAAUACCAAGGAGGGGCUCUAACCCUAUAAACAACAAGAACUAUCCCCUCAAAGAUGUUGGAGGAAGUAGGAAACAGAGCACCACCGAAAGAGAACCAUAGAUCCUUUUUUUUUUGUUCUCUUCGGUCCUCUUUUGUGUGUGUAUAGAACAGUGUAUCUAAACUUGUUUCUAGAAGCUGUAAUGUAAUUGAAGCAUAAGAAACCAUCCUAUAAGUUUGAUACUGUUACAGUUACUAGA